AGCCGCUGAGCACCUUUGAGUUCUCGGGGAGUCCUGCCAGACCCCAGCCCGGCCCAGCCCGACCGCACCCGAACCCCGCGUUCUCCCUGCCACCGGCCAUGGGCGCUCGGUGCCGUAGCCUCCCGGUGCUGCUGCUGCUGCUGCUGCUGCAGGUCUCACCGUGGCUCUGCCAGGAGCCGGAGCCCUGUCGUGCAGGCUUUGGGGCCGAAAGCUACACGUUCCUGGUGCCUGAGCGGCACUUGGCGAGAGGCCACGUCCUGGGCCGAGUUAGUUUUGAAGGAUGCACUGGUCGGCCAAGGACAGUCUACUUUUCUGAUGACUCCCGAUUCAAAGUGGCCACAGAUGGUGUGGUCACAGUCAAGCGACCUCUAAACCUUCAUAAACUAGAGACCAGUUUUCUUGUCCACGCUUGGGACUCUAGCUACAAGAAGCUUUCUACCAAAGUCACACUGAAGUCUGUGGGGCAUCACCACCACCGUCACCACCACCAUGACUCUGUCUCUGGAUCCCAGCCAGAAGUGCUCAUGUUUCCCAGCUCCCACCAGAGUUCCAGAAGACAGAAGAGAGACUGGGUCAUCCCUCCCAUCAGCUGCCCAGAAAAUGAAAAGGGCCCAUUUCCUAAAGACCUGGUUCAGAUCAAAUCCAACAGGGACAAAGAAACCCAGGUUUACUACAGCAUCACUGGCCAAGGAGCUGACAAACCCCCUGUUGGUGUCUUUACUAUUGAAAGAGAAACAGGGUGGCUGAGGGUGACGGAACCUCUGGAUAGAGAAGCUAUUCCUAAGUAUAUCCUGUAUUCUCAUGCUGUGUCAUCUAAUGGGAACGCUGUGGAGGAGCCCAUGGAGAUUGUGAUCGCGGUGACAGAUCAGAAUGACAACAAGCCCGAGUUCAUCAAGAAGGUCUUUGAAGGGUCUGUCAUGGAAGGUGCUCUUCCAGGAACCUCUGUGAUGCAGGUCUCAGCCACUGAUGCAGAUGACGACGUAAACACCUACAAUGCUGCCAUCGCCUACACCAUCCUCAGCCAAGAUCCUGAGCUGCCUCACAAAAAUAUGUUCACUGUCAAUAGGGACACAGGGGUCAUCAGUGUGGUCACCUCCGGACUGGACCGAGAGAGUUAUCCCACGUAUACCCUGGUGGUUCAAGCUGCUGACCUUCAAGGCGAAGGCUUAAGCACUACAGCAAAAGCUGUAAUCACAGUUACUGACAUCAACGACAACGCUCCCAUCUUCAACCCAACCAUGUACCAGGGUCAGGUGCCUGAGAAUGAGGCUAAUGCCUACAUCACUACACUCAAAGUGACUGAUGAUGACACUCCCCACACUCCAGCAUGGGAGGCCGUGUACACCAUCAUAAAUGAUCCUGAACAACAAUUUAUUGUCACCACAGACCCUGCAACCAAUGAUGGCAUUCUGAAAACAACCAAGGGCUUGGAUUUUGAGGCCAAGCAACAGUAUAUUCUACACGUGACAGUGGGGAACGUGGCCCCCUUUGAGGGGGCUCUUGUCACAUCCACAGCCACUGUCACUGUGGACGUGAUGGACGUGAAUGAGGCACCCAUCUUUGUUCCUGCUGAAAAGAGAGUAGAAGUACCUGAGGACUUUUCCGUGGGCCUGGAGAUCACGUCCUACACAGCCCGGGAGCCAGACACCUUCAUGGAUCAGAAGAUCACGUAUCGGAUUUGGAGAGACACUGCCAACUGGCUGGAGAUUAAUCCAGAUACCGGUGCCAUUUUUACUCGGGCUGAGAUGGACAGAGAAGACUUUGAGCAUGUGAAGAACAGCACAUACACAGCCCUCAUCAUUGCCACAGACAAUGGCUCUCCGAUUGCCACAGGCACAGGAACCCUUCUCCUGGUUCUAUCUGAUGUGAAUGACAAUGCUCCCAUCCCAGAACCUCGAAAUGUACACUUCUGCCAGAGGAAUCCACAGCCUCAAGUCAUCAACAUUAUUGAUCCAGACCUGCCCCCCAACACCUCCCCCUUCACAGCCGAACUAACCCAUGGGGCCAGCGUCAACUGGACCAUAGAGUACAGUGACCCAGCCCAAGAGUCUCUCCUCUUGAAGCCAAGAAAGACCUUAGAGUUGGGUGACUACAAAAUCAACCUCAGGCUCAUGGAUAACCAGAACAAAGACCAGGUGACCACCUUGGACGUCAUUGUGUGCGACUGCGAAGGGGCCGUCAACAACUGUAUGAGGGCGAAUUAUGUGGAAGCGGGAUUACAAGUUCCUGCCAUCCUGGGGAUUCUUGGAGGAAUUCUGGCUUUGCUGAUCCUCAUCCUGCUACUCCUGCUGUUUCUGCGAAGGAGAGGCGUGGUCAAAGAGCCGCUACUGCCCCCAGAGGACGACACCCGGGACAACGUGUAUUACUAUGAUGAAGAAGGAGGUGGAGAAGAAGACCAGGACUUUGACUUGAGCCAGCUGCACAGGGGCCUGGACGCUCGACCUGAAGUGACUCGCAAUGACGUGGCUCCCACCCUCAUGAGUGUGCCCCAGUAUCGUCCCCGCCCUGCCAAUCCUGAUGAAAUUGGAAACUUUAUUGAUGAAAACCUGAAGGCAGCGGACAGCGACCCCACAGCGCCUCCUUAUGACUCGCUGCUGGUGUUUGACUAUGAGGGAAGUGGUUCUGAAGCUGCUAGCCUGAGCUCUCUGAACUCCUCAGAGUCAGACCGGGACCAGGACUACGACUACCUGAAUGAGUGGGGCAAUCGCUUCAAGAAGCUGGCUGACAUGUACGGCGGUGGGGAGGACGACUAGAGGACCAGAGGAAGGCAUCCCUGGUUGCAGCCAUGGGAAAUGCAGAAUAAUGUUGCCUGUGACUUUCAGCUCCUUUCCUCGGUUUCUAGGAGAAAGACCGACCCGGGAUGUGGUUCUGACAGCAGUCCCACUCCCGUCAGCCUACUGUGUGUCAGGAAGGUUCUCGUUUAUUCUUGAAAUCCCCACCCCCACCCCUCUGUGCUGGGAUUUGAACAUGGGGCUUUGUGCACACUAAUCAAGCACUCUGCCACUGAGCUGUCUCCAGGCCUGCCUCACCCUUUUUAUUUUUUGUUUUUGUUUUUUUUUCCUUUUCUGUGCCUGGGGAUGAAUCUGGGGCCUGCAAUGCCAGGCCAGCACUCUACCACUGAGCUACAGCCCCAAUAGCAUUUAUUAUUUCAGAGCAACAACCUCAGCCUCAGAAGAUUCAGGUAGCAGAUUUCUGUAAGGGGUUUUGUUUUGUGUUUAAAAAGGAGGGGAGCCUGUUUUGCUUCUGUUGGUUUAUGAACAGAAAGUUGUUCUGUUUUGUUUCGUUGAGCUGAGAAUUAAGGCAAAUGUCCUACCCCUGAGCCACAUCCCCAAGCCGCCGCCCCACCCUUUUUUUGUGUGUGUGCUUUCCCACCGUCAUUGUAUUGAUGUUCUGUGCUCUAAUACUCACUUGUAUUCCUGAAUUCUGUUGCUCUCCUAGAUGGGAGUUCUCUGAUGCAAAGACUUUUAGAGUUGCAUCUAGGGGAGAGGCAGGUGGUCUUGACAUUCUUUUCUAGCCUCCUGAGUACCCCCUUGUGCUGCAUUCCUUGUUCAGAGUCACUCUUUCUUAGGUGAAUGCUGUUGUGAGAUGUGUUGCUGUGGUUCCAUGCAGGGAGCCGUGCAUGACCAGAGAAUAAGGGAGUUUUCAGUUGCCGCUUGGUUUUGUGUUUCUUUAACACUAACACAAAAGAGUGAUGUACUCAGACUAGUGCCUGGAGUGCUACAGCCAAAGACAGGAAACUCAAGAGACAGGCUCAGGGAUAGUAGGAAGGCCUGUUACUGAGCCUGGCCAUUUAUUUAGCAAACUGAUACCGAGGGUGGCAGACGUGGCUUGGCCUCUCUCCCUGAAAAUUUCUGGAACAGUGGAGGAAUCUCAGCAUGUUUCCUGGCUGGAAUCCUUGUCUGCAAGUCCCAAAGCCUAGAGUCCCCAAGUGCCUGCUUUUGAUGAUGUCUACAGAAAACACUGGUUUAUCUGGACCCAAGUGUGCAUAGAAAACUGAGACUAUUAGAAAUUGCACAUUUCCUCAUAGAAGCAGGAAGUAAAUACUGUCCUAAUGGGAGGGUGAGUGGGUGGGGGGAGCUUUGAUUUGAGCCUUUUUUUUUUUCUUGUAAUUCAAAAUGCAAAUAACUGCUGGAAAGAAUUUUAUUGAAAUUACUGUCAACUAUUUUGGGAAGUUAAAAAAAAAUCGUGUCUGCAAUCAGUUGUGAGGAUUGUGCUGAUUUUUCUACAGUUUAAACUGUCUAACAUAGUUCAGUAUAGAGUGUCGUAGUUUGGAGCGUAUAUGUGUGUGGGUGCUGAUAAUUUUGUAUUUGGGGGGCAUGGAAAAGAAACACAAUUGUAACUGUUCUCAAAAGUGCAUUUUUAUAAAUUUUAUUAAAGAAUUUUGUUAAACCAUUG
Molecule: messenger RNA, 4395 nt
Organism: Nannospalax galili (Upper Galilee mountains blind mole rat)
Lineage: Eukaryota; Metazoa; Chordata; Mammalia; Rodentia; Spalacidae
Gene: Cdh1
Product: cadherin 1
Exons: 16
Coding region: 99-2753 (884 amino acids)
Biological process (GO): multicellular organism development; cell-cell junction assembly; adherens junction organization
Cellular component (GO): plasma membrane; catenin complex; adherens junction
Molecular function (GO): calcium ion binding; cadherin binding
Source: RefSeq, a predicted model, not a curated record